Capsella rubella is the source of this 442-nucleotide messenger RNA. RefSeq lists its product as uncharacterized. The record is from RefSeq and is a predicted model, not a curated record. The coding region runs from base 69 to 335 and encodes 88 amino acids. NCBI's taxonomy places the organism in Eukaryota, Viridiplantae, Streptophyta, Magnoliopsida, Brassicales, Brassicaceae. The transcript has a single exon.
AUUAAUUAUUAGUAGUGAGAGAGAGAGAGAGAGAGAGAGAGAGAGAGAGAGAGAGAGAGAGAGAGACAAUGGGAGUGAUGAAGAAGUGGGCAUCGGUGAAGAAGAAGAAGCAGCACCAAGAGGAGGAGGAACAAGUCACGGCUAAAGAAACUCAGACAUGGCGGCGAUUAAGGAAUCUGUUUUCUACGUCGUCGGGGAAGUGGAAGCGAGUAGAGAUCAUUUUGCUGACAGAUAUUGUCGACGGUGUAGUUUACAAGGUCAUGUAUGUAGUCGAAGCUCUCGUUCUCGUUUCGACGCUCUGCUUCUUCUACCUUUGUUGCGGAUGCCACAUCUGAAUUUUUUUUGCUUUCUCUCCUUCAAUUAUUCUUUCGCUAUUCAUAUUUGUUCUGAGGUGUAGUGUUAGUCUCAUAUUUUAUACAAUAAAAGCUUAUACCAUGUAAUC